AUGGGUCAAGGUACUGGAAAUUACAACUAUACACCUUUGAGAAAAGGUAUACGACGCAUAUACAAAAACGAUGGAUCGUUCCCUCCGAAAGAUGCACCUGCCGAUGCUCUUUUCCUCACCGGUUCAAUUGCGAACUAUCACAUGGUGACGACCGGCGAUAUUCGAAUCCUCAAACUUCUUCCCGGCUCAUUCGGUGAUCCUCUACGUUGCCGAUCGCGUAUUAAGAGAAUCGAAAGCAAUCCAAAGUACGACGCACUUUCGUAUAUGUGGGGAGACUCAUCACUUACGGGAAGCAUGUUUCUCGACAAUAAACCAUUUCCCGUGACUAGAUCGCUCGAGAACGCUCUGAGACAUGUGCGCCUGCGGGGCAGUGCACGCUAUCUUUGGGCAGACGCCGUAUGCAUCAACCAACGGGAUGAUGAGGAGAAAGGGAACCAGAUUCAUCUGAUGAAAGAGGUCUACUCUCGAGCCAGUACUGUGAGAGUUUGGAUUGAUGUAGAACUCUCUCUUGAGGAUCCCGUUGUUCAAAAGCUCUUCACUCUUCGACUACAAGACAACGACGAUCAGCUGGGCGAUGAUCCCGAGUACUGGAAAGUCCUUCUCCCGCUUCUUCAGAAUGAUUAUUGGGAUAGGCUCUGGAUACAACAGGAGCUUGUCUUCGCACCAGAAUUGGUAUUUUACUGCCGUGGGGUGACCAUCCCCGGAAACUGUUUAAUGGCACUUCAACUUCAGGUUUUCCGCAAGUUGACUGGUGGUAAGGGCCCAUUUGAUAAUGAUGAUCCAUGGGGCCUGUUUAGACCGCUAGAGUCGACGAUCAAGGCCCCUUCGCGGAAUUUAGCUUGUUGGCGGGCGAUGACGAAGAGCAAGGUGCCGGUCGAUCCACUUACUCUCAAGCCGGAUUUUACUCUUCUGAUACCAAAGGUUAAAUGGAAGCUUGAUCCUAGGAAAAUGAGUUCACACCUGAGCACCAACCCAAUCUAUCUGUUGGGUAUGCUACGGCAGUCACAGGCCCUAAAGUUAACGGAUCCAAGAGACCGGGUGAGAGCCGUUCUAAACCUAGUCAUCGACUACGAUGACGAUGGUGCCGAGGCGGAUUACAGCCAAACUGUUGCCGAACUGUAUCAUCGAGUCGCUUGGCUACUGCCAUUCGAAUGCAAUAGCCUCCUAUUCUUAGCCAUGGCCAAAACUUCCAUUAACUCGAACGAUGAUAUCCAGGACUUGCCUUCGUGGGCCCCGAAUUGGAGCUCUCCAGGAAACGCGGAAUACUUCUUGAGCGCCUUCCAUGCUGCGGGAGACUUACCCAUGUACAGUACGCCUUUCCAAGCCGACAUGGAAGAUGGUAUUCUACACGCUAGGGGCUUCAAGUAUGCUACGGUCGAUCGAACGCUCUCAACUACCGAUAACUCCUCAACCCCCUUCUCAGUAUUGUCAAGCCUAUUCAUUACAGUUGUAAAGUCCCCAAUGUGUCACUAUGGCGAUAUCAAAAAGCUUGCAUCCACUCUUACUGGUCCAGCUAUGGCUGAGCUUCGCAUAGCCCGCGACUAUUUUAGCGAAAGCGAAGCUAUUCUCUACACAGGCAUCUUGCUUGAUUACUCUUUCGUCACUCCUGGAAUUCGCAUUGCCGACCUGUUUCCAUAUGCGACGAAAGUAUACAAGCAUUCGCAGAGGGAGUUGAGAUUUGUACUUCUGGCUCUGCGAAAGUUCCGUCAUCUUCGUCCCUCAUGUCUUCGCUGGCUCGACCUUGAAAAGGAAUCCGCUGCAGUUGGGAGGAUGGUGGACCAAACCGAGCGCUUCGGACAUUUCAUUCAGUUGGUGCAUAAGACUUUAUUCUCAGGACGUUUAGCAUCGAUAUCUCCUAUCGUUACUCCUAAAAGCGCGCCUUCCAUCACUCUUGCUAUUACGGAAGGAAAGGCCUUGAUAAGACCUGGUGACGAGAUAUGGAUAUUGUUCGGCUGUCCAACACCUAUGGUACUUCGACGAGCUAUGCCAUACUUUCUUGUCGCCUCCCCCACCUACAUCUUCGACAUCAUGAAUGGAGAAGCGAUGGAUGGGGUGGAAACUCCCGACGACAAAUCUGGGGGCUGGCUUACCAUGUGGAAAAGAGGAAUGAUGAUUCCCUCUCCUAAAACGUCAUACGUUUCAGGAAAAUGCAAGUGGAAUGUGGAAGUGAUUCGCCUAGGAUGA
Molecule: messenger RNA, 2184 nt
Organism: Alternaria postmessia
Lineage: Eukaryota; Fungi; Ascomycota; Dothideomycetes; Pleosporales; Pleosporaceae
Exons: 1
Coding region: 1-2184 (727 amino acids)
Source: RefSeq, a predicted model, not a curated record